Molecule: messenger RNA, 3258 nt
Organism: Carya illinoinensis
Lineage: Eukaryota; Viridiplantae; Streptophyta; Magnoliopsida; Fagales; Juglandaceae
Product: probable CoA ligase CCL8
Exons: 16
Coding region: 1335-3098 (587 amino acids)
Biological process (GO): fatty acid metabolic process
Molecular function (GO): medium-chain fatty acid-CoA ligase activity
Source: RefSeq, a predicted model, not a curated record
ACAUCAAAAGUCAACCAUCUAACAAUUACUACAAAAAUCACCUAAACCCGACACACACAGCCCCCCUAAUAGCAACGAAGUUACCGUCGGCGUUGAGGUUGAAAGUUCAAGCCCAACUGUCCCCGACUGUUUGUUAUGAGUCGGCCACGGCCCCCACCCACUUCCUUCCUCAAUGAGUCGCUGCUCAUCAUUCAAGUCCUUCCAACUUUCACUUGUCUAGGCCCUCUUUUACUUUGUAUUCAGUUUCCUUGCCUUUCCUCGUUCUCUCUCUGAGCAGGCUCACGGGACCUCGGCCUUGUGUCUGUCCACCUUGUCCAUACUCGUGUGUGUGUGUGUCGCUGUUGCUCUCUUGUGUUUGUUCGUUUGUUUUUUUCUUUUCUUUUUUAAGUUGCUACGGAUUCCUCUGUUUGUUUGCUUAGAGAAAGAAUUUGGAAAAUGAAAUAUAAAAGGAUCGUAUUUGAUGUGACGUUUUUUGCUCGGAGAAAUGAUUGAGUAAUUGGCCUGGACUGAUCGGAGGCCUUUGUUCGAGUGCUGGGGCUGCUUUCUUUUCGUUAUGUUACGCACUUGUAGGAAACAAAACAGAGCAUUCACCAUGUUAAAUAUAUGCGUGCAUGUAUCCAUAUGUGUAUGUAUAUGGUUCAUGUGUGAUGGUUUUGUUCAACUAAAAUUAUUUAAGAAUACGAAUGGUUAUGAUCGACUUGGGUUAUAUUGGUUUUGUUGCUUAGAUGUUCUUGUAUAUAACCUUCUGUCGUUUUGGGUUUUUGUUUUUUAAAUGUGCCCUAUGUGACUGAUUGAGUUUCUCUUCUGCGAAACGAUGUCCUUAUUCGUUUCAAUUUCGUUGAAUCCUGGAAACAGACGGGGAAUUUUGAAUUUCUUCCCCUUAUUUUGUUUGCAUAUCAUCAAACUAGGUUGAACAAAGGUAUGAAUAAGCGUAUAAGAAACAUGAUGCAUCAGGAUAAUUUGAAUGGUUCCAUUAUGUUUUACAUAUCAUUUAGAAGUACAAACACGUGAAGCAUAGUCUUCAAUCUAGCGUGCCACUGCGUAAAAUUAAAAUCUUAAUACUUUUCCAUUCCUAUCAAAUUAUGGUGAUGAGUAGGAAGUUUUAGUUAUUUCCCAGUCUGGACGACUAAUACUUCUAUCAUAAACAAAAGAGCCUUUCAAUUUCUAAAGUGAUAUUAGUCUAGAUUGGUUUUUUAAAUGAAUGCUAUGAAAGUUUGAAUGGAAUGUUAGGAUGGAAACUAUGCGGACGCUGUACUCUUUAAGAAAUUACAAUCCCUGUUUUGAGUUUGGAUGUUUUUGAUUGUGAGGGUGAAGAACCAUUAUUGUAACAAUGAAUGCUAAAUAUGUUUGGACACAUCCUAACAAUGCUCUUUCUUCUCUAUCACAGCAUCAAAUUUCUGGUACAAAUGGAGGUGUUCAAAGAAGUUUCUAGGCAGGGGGGUGCCUCUCGUGACAGAGUUGCUAUUAGAGCCAAUAAGCAAAGUUAUAGCUACAUACAGCUCAUUUCAUCGGCAUUCGAGAUAUCUAAUAUUUUAAGCAGUAGUGACUUAAUAAGUACUUCCAAAGAGAGCAAACGGGAAAAGCCUUCUCUCUCUGUUGAUGGUGUGGGGGGACCUGGAGAUCUUGGUGGAGCUCGAAUAGGAAUUGUGGCCAAACCUUCAGCUGAGUUCGUUGCUGGAAUGCUAGGGACCUGGUUGAGUGGAGGUGUUGCUGUUCCGCUUGCAGUCAGCUACCCAGAGGCUGAGCUCCUACACGUGAUGAAUGAUUCGGAUGUCUCCAUGGUAUUAAGUACUGAGGAUCAUCACGAGUUUCUGCAAGAAGUUGCUUCUAAAUGUGCUGCUCGACACUCUCUUAUUCCACCUGUUCUGAGCAUUUCUUCACAGAAAAGUGCCCAUGAUCAUUCAAAACCUGGAGGAAUAGAUGAACGUGGAAUUUUGCAAAGGAAUAUUGAGACAUCAAGUGAGGAUCCAGCAUUAAUUAUAUAUACAAGUGGUACAACCGGUAAACCUAAAGGAGUUGUUCACACGCACAGAAGCAUCACUGCACAGGUACAAACACUCGCAGAAGCUUGGGAGUAUACUUCAGCUGACCAAUUUUUGCAUUGCCUACCGCUACAUCAUGUUCAUGGGCUUUUUAAUGCUCUACUAGCACCUCUCUAUGCCGGGUCAACGGUUGAGUUUAUGCCAAAAUUUAGUGUAAGGGGAAUUUGGCAGAGAUGGCGUGAGUCAUAUCCAAUUGAGGGGACUAAGGCUGAUGACGCUAUAACUGUAUUUACAGGAGUUCCAACUAUGUAUACUCGAUUGAUACAAGGUUAUGAAGCAAUGGAUCCAGACUUACAAGCUGCUUCUGCCUCUGCAGCAAGACAGAUGAGACUAAUGAUGUGUGGCUCCUCGGCACUCCCUCAUCCUGUCAUGCAACGAUGGGAAACUAUCACGGAGCAUCGCCUUUUGGAACGAUAUGGCAUGACUGAAUUCAUCAUGGCAAUAUCAAAUCCAUUGGAAGGUAUUCGGAAGGCCGGGACUGUUGGGAAACCAUUUCCUGGUGUGCAGGUGAAGAUUCUAGCAGAAGAUGAGAAUCAAGAUGACACAGAUGGGGUGGGUGAGCUUUGUGUUAAAAGCCCUUCAUUGUUUAAGGGAUAUUGGAAACUUCCAGAGGAAACUAGGGAAUCAUUUACUGAUGGUGACUUCUUCAGAACUGGGGAUGCUGGUAAAGUGGAUGCGGAUGGAUACUACAUCAUUUUGGGACGUACAAGUGCUGAUAUUAUGAAGGUUGGUGGAUACAAAUUAUCUGGAUUAGAGAUUGAAUCGGCUAUCUUGGAGCAUCCAGUUGUUGCAGAAUGUUGUGUGUUGGGGUUACCAGACAAAGAUUAUGGAGAAGCUGUUUGUGCGAUUAUUGUGCCUAAUGCAGACGUUAAGAGAAAAAGGGAGGAAGAUUUGGAGCCUGCUAUAACGUUGGAAGAACUCUGCUCUUGGGCUAAAGAAAAACUUGCACCGUACAAGCUACCAACCCGAUUGUUUCUCUGGGACUCGCUGCCUCAUAAUGCUAUGGGAAAGGUGAAUAAGAAAGAAUUGAAGAAAGUGCUGGCUGCUGAACAGUAAAUGUCAAGUGAUUGUAGAUCAGAAGUUAUGCAUGCCACUUCACUGUGAUCCCAAUUAAUUUGUUGAAACUUCGAACGGAAUGAAAUUUUCAAUGAAGCUACAGAUAAAAAGGAACAUUUGCCUACUUAUAAAAUAAAAUGGAAUAUUAAUUUUAUUGUUA